This is a messenger RNA of Lycium ferocissimum, 1104 nucleotides long. RefSeq lists its product as uncharacterized. Bases 1 to 1104 code for a protein of 367 amino acids. NCBI's taxonomy places the organism in Eukaryota, Viridiplantae, Streptophyta, Magnoliopsida, Solanales, Solanaceae. The transcript has 4 exons. The record is from RefSeq and is a predicted model, not a curated record.
AUGGUAAAAUCUGGAGGAGACUUCAAUGUGGUUUUGAAUGAUGAAGUAAAGAUAGGGGGUAAUCCUAUUCAACCUCAGGAUGUAGAAGAAACAUGCAUCUUUCUGGAUCUGAUUAGCGGAAAUUGGUCCACUUGGGAGCAUGAGGACCCUUUUAUAAACUUCAAAUGGAAGAUGAAAAAGUUGAAAGGGGUGUUAUCCAAAUGGAGCAGGGAAGUGUUUGGUGACAUCUUCAAGCAGCUGAUCAUAAGGGAGGAAAUAGUGAGAUUAAAGAAAGAGUUGUUUGAAGAAAAUCCAAGCCAAGUAAAUAGAAUGGUUCUGCAGAAAGCUCAGGCUGAGACUAAAAGAUACUUGCAUUAUGAAGAAGCGUACUGGAGACAAAAAUCAAGCCUGGAUUGGUUUGUUGAUGGUGACAAAAAUACUAGAUUCUUCCAUAAUCUAGUAAAGGGAAGAAGGAAGAAACUGCAGAUCAAAAGAAUUCAAAAUUCAGAUGGUUCAUGGAUUGGGGAUGAGGACCAAAUGGCAGCUGAGGCUGUGCACUUUUAUACACAACAAUUUUCACAAGAAGAUUCAAUUAGAGGAGAAAAUUUAUUGUCACAUAUUCCUGUUUUGAUUAAUCAAAAUAGAAAUGAUCUACUGUGUCAAAUGCCUAGUGUUGAUGAAACUUGUUGGGAUAUUAUUAGCUUGGAUGUAUACAAGAUGGUGGUGGCUUUCUUUCAGGGUCACACUCUUCCUAAGGCAGUUACUCAUACAAAUCUUGUUCUACUAACAAAGAAGGAGUUGGUUCAAAGUUACUCAGACUUAAGACUUAUAAGUUUAAGUAAUUUUACCAACAAGGUGAUGUCAAGAGUGGUUCAUGAUAGAUUGGAAGCUGUGCUACCAGAGUUGAUAUCUAUUAAUCAAGCAGGCUUUGUACAAGGGAGAAGCAUUAUUGAGAAUGUGCUCUUGGCACAAGAAAUUGUGACAGACAUCAGAAAAAGGGGCAAACCAUCAAAUGUAGUGAUCAAAUUGGACAUGGUAAAGGCCUAUGAUAGAGUAUCUUGGUCAUAUUUGAUAAAGUUACUCAGCAGAAUGGGAUUUGCUAGUCAAAUCAUUGACAUGAUUUGA